AUGCAGAGGAUGUCAUCAACACUCCCACUGAAGAAGGGCUAUCACUCCAUAGUCCUCCUCGGCCUGAUUGACGCUGAUUAUAAGUUCAUGUGGGUGAAAGUUGGUGCCUCUGGCUCAUGUUCAGAUGCCCAGAUCUGGAACCAGUGUGAUUUGAGGGAACACAUCAGGGAUGAAACCAUUCACAUACCACCAGCAGACCCUCUUCCUGGCGAUGCCAGGGAUACCCCCUGGUUCAUCAUUGCAGAUGAUGCCUUUGCCCUCCGCAGAUGGCUGAUGAAACCAUUCUCCAAACGCAACAUGGGCCAUUAUGAGAGGGUGUUCAAUUACAGACAACCUAGGAGUAGGAGAGUAUUUGGGAUCCUGGCUAACCGGUUCCAGUGUCUAUUCAGCACCCCCAAGCAAUGA
Messenger RNA from Gigantopelta aegis, 405 nucleotides. RefSeq lists its product as uncharacterized. The coding region runs from base 1 to 405 and encodes 134 amino acids. The transcript has a single exon. Lineage: Eukaryota; Metazoa; Mollusca; Gastropoda; Neomphalida; Peltospiridae. The record is from RefSeq and is a predicted model, not a curated record.